Messenger RNA from Psammomys obesus (fat sand rat), 879 nucleotides. RefSeq names its product vomeronasal type-1 receptor 90-like. The coding region runs from base 1 to 879 and encodes 292 amino acids. Gene Ontology annotation, molecular function: pheromone receptor activity. The transcript has a single exon. NCBI's taxonomy places the organism in Eukaryota, Metazoa, Chordata, Mammalia, Rodentia, Muridae. The record is from RefSeq and is a predicted model, not a curated record. Gene Ontology annotation, cellular component: membrane. Gene Ontology annotation, biological process: G protein-coupled receptor signaling pathway.
AUGAACAGGAACAGCCCCCUGUACAAUCACAAUGGCAUAAGAAAUGCUCUUUUUUCUGAGAUUGCCUUUGGGAUCUCAGCCAACACCAUCCUCUUGCUCGUCCACGUGGUCACAUUCUUUCAGGAGCUCAGGCACAAGCCCGUCAACCCGAUCAUUGCUCUCUUGGCCCUCAGCCACAUAGUGAUGGUGCUGAGCAUGGCCUUCAUGGCUACAGACAUUCUGGGGUCCCAGAGGUUUUGGGAUGACGUCACGUGUAAAGCAGUCAUCUCCUUGUACAGGCUGAUGAGGAGCAUCUCCAUUUGUUUUACCUGUCACCUGAGCAUCCUCCAGGUCAUCAUCCUCAGCCCCAGAAGUUCCUGCUUGGCAAAGUUCAAACAUAACUCCUUAUAUCACAACUUGUGUUGCUUUCUUUCCCUGUGGGCCUUCUACAUGCCUAUCAGUGGUUUCCUCAACUCCAUUGUUGCCACCUGUAACGGGACCUCGCACGUCCAUAUAAUGGUCACUAAAUCCUGUUCUCUCUGGCCUUCUAGUGACAUCAUGAGACACUUACUUGCUGUACUGGCUGUCUUCUGGGAUGCCUCUUUUGUAGUACUCAUGAUGCUUUCAAGUGUGUACAUGGUGAUUGUCUUGUGCAGGCAUAAGAGGCAGGCUCAGUACCUUCACAGCACCAGCGUCUGCCCCAAAACGUCCCCAGAGUGGAGGGCCAUCCGGACCAUCCUGCUGCUGUUAAGUUUCUUUUUGUUCAUGUACUGCCUAGACUGCAUUGCCUCCUUCUCCAGGGUUAUGUGGAAUAAUGACCCAGCUCAUCGCUGUGUCCAGAUGCUUGUGUCCAGUGGCUAUGCCACAUUCAGUCCUUUGGUGUUCAUCAGUACUGAAUGA